CAAAGUCCAUCACGCAGGAUACGCAUGUCAUUUUUAAUACAAUGUUAUGAUAUGAUGGUGUGAUCGGGGUAGUGGCGAUGAUAAAAAGAUAUGUUUGAGAUUAUUCUUGUCAAUAGUACUACCUUGUCAAGCCAAGAAUAUUACAAGUAUAUUAAAGACACAGACUAAGAGAAAAGUAGAAUAAAAAACCCAAAGACAUGAUAUUACUGUUUGUGCAAGCAGUUUUACUUGUUGCAAAUUUUGUAGUUGGAUUUUUAGUCUCAAUUCCUAUUGGCAUCAACAAGUCUAAACAUAAUGGCAAUUGCCUGUUGUACUCUUACGUUAGUCAGGGAAAAGAGGUGUCAGAAAUGUCGAUGGAUCUGGAUUCGGGCUCCAACAUGACAUGUAACUUUUGCAUAUUCACUGGAUCUGUGUCUUUGCUUUUAGCUGCUGUUUUAUUUAUUGGUACAUUGUUUUUACUGAUAAAAAGCAAUUACAUGAAGUUCAUGGUCUUGCCUAUGGGAAAGACUGGAAGAUCUGAAAUUAAGAAAAACAUCAGGAAGCCUUUGAUUGGUGCAUGGGUACAUUUUUGCACAUCAUCUGGAAUGACUCUUAUAUUAUUUGUGACAGCUUGCUUGAUAUCGGCUGGAUUUAACAAUUUUUGUGAGCAUGCACUUAAAAAGAUAAACAAGGAAAUUAGCAGUUGUGCACAGCUGGAAGAUUACAUGAAAUCCUUCUACACUGAUCUAAGUAUCGCUCAGGUAAGCUCUUGGACUGGUGCUGUUCUUUGGCUUGUGUUGGCAAUAAUGGGCAGAUUCCAAUUGAGGAAAUUAAACCCUAAAAAUAUCGCAUACAGCAGUAAUAGAACGGAAUCGGGCGACUACAGCCAAAUCGAGUCAGUGAGUGCAUUGUGAUGGCGUCGAGCAGAAUUUUGUUACUGAAAAACUUACAUGUGAAUUUUUUAGGUAUGGGAAAAGGUGAAAGCAAUAGUAUUGUCAAAUGUGGUCUAGUGACUGUGCAAUGUUAGGUCAGUGUUAGUGUGUUAAAGGAAUAGGAAACAUUUCAUUUUUCUUCAAUAUAUUUUUAAGAAAACGGAAAACAAAUAUUUUUAUUCUAAGAUCUUUAUUUUAACUUAAAUAUUUACCUUAAAAAUUUGUUAUAUGCAGUCACGCGGAAACUUGUAAUUAAGAAUGACAUGAUUUCGAGUCAGUUAUUUUCCAUGCAGUUAAUUUCUUAUAAAGACCACUGUUGUCCUGAAACAAAGUUGUGCUGAAUGCUUCUUGUUUUAACGAAAUAUUUUUUUUAACUGUUGUUUUGGUGAAUUUUUAUUUAAAACUAAAAUAAACGUUUGAGAGGAUUAUAAUAUUUUUGCUUCCUCUAAAGGGUGAAUUUGUGAAGCGCCUGCUCAAGUGGUGGAUGAUAAAUGUGGUCAUUUCUGAGAGUUAGAGGACAUUUUUUAUAUAUAUUUAGUUUUUUUCGUUUUUUAAAAGUGGGAUUCACGAACUGGCAUUUUUAAUUUUAAUCGUAGAAGAAACUUUCGCGAAACGGAAACUAUUGGUUAAUUUCGCAAAAUUUAUUUUCGCGAAUUAGGCAUAAGUUUGAAAUAAUCCAUGCAACCCUUAAGCAAAUGCAAUAUGUUUUUACGUUUUUAUUUUGUUAUUUAGUUUAUUUUGCUUGCUUGUUACAAUUCAUAGCUUAAUUUAUUAAACAUAUUUUCAGUUAUGAAAACACAACGUAUAUUAUAUAUUAGAUUUUAACAGAUCGAAAAAGCUUAAGUUUUAUUUUGUAAAAUACCUGUAUUUAGUUUUUGUUUUCAGAGGUUUAGAAAAUAUAUAUUUAAAAAAACCUAUUUUGAAAAUA
Hydractinia symbiolongicarpus is the source of this 1839-nucleotide messenger RNA. RefSeq names its product transmembrane protein 179B-like. Bases 198 to 893 code for a protein of 231 amino acids. The record is from RefSeq and is a predicted model, not a curated record. The transcript has 4 exons. NCBI's taxonomy places the organism in Eukaryota, Metazoa, Cnidaria, Hydrozoa, Anthoathecata, Hydractiniidae.